CGCGCAGGCGCCCCGCGGCCCGCACCGGCGCGGCCCCUUUAUCAUGGGGACAAUACAUCUGUUUCGCAAAACACAAAGAUCUCUCAUUGGCAAGCUGUCGCAAGAAUUUAGGCUGGUUGCUGCUGACAGAAGGUCCUGGAAGAUUUUACUUUUCGGUGCCAUAAAUCUACUAUGCACCGGAUUCUUACUGAUGUGGUGCAGUUCUACAAACAGUAUAGCUUUAACUGCAUAUACGUAUCUGACCAUAUUUGACCUUUUCAGUUUAAUGACAUGUCUCAUAAGCUACUGGGUAAUGAUGAGGAAACCAAGCCCAGUAUAUUCAUUUGGGUUCGAAAGAUUAGAAGUCCUAGCAGUAUUUGCUUCUACCGUUCUGGCCCAGCUGGGAGCUCUCUUUAUAUUAAAAGAAAGCGCCGAACGCUUUUUGGAGCAGCCUGAGAUACAUACGGGCCGAUUGUUAGUCGGUACUUUCGUGGCUCUCUCCUUCAACUUGUUUACAAUGCUUUCCGUUCGGAAUAAACCCUUUGCUUACGUCUCUGAAGCUGCUAGUACAAGUUGGCUUCAGGAGCAUGUCGCGGAUCUCAGUAGAAGUGUCUGCGGCAUCAUUCCUGGGCUCAGCAGUAUCUUCCUGCCCCGAAUGAACCCCUUCGUCUUGAUUGAUCUCGCUGGGGCUUUCGCUCUCUGCAUUACAUACAUGUUAAUUGAAAUUAAUAAUUACUUUGCCGUAGACACCGCCUCGGCCAUAGCCAUCGCUCUGAUGACAUUUGGUACUAUGUACCCCAUGAGUGUGUACAGUGGAAAAGUAUUACUCCAGACCACCCCACCUCAUGUGAUCGGUCAGCUGGAUAAGCUUAUCAGAGAGGUUUCAACCUUGGAUGGAGUCUUGGAAGUCCGAAAUGAGCACUUUUGGACGCUGGGUUUUGGUUCACUGGCCGGAUCGGUGCACGUGCGGAUUCGAAGAGAUGCCAAUGAGCAGAUGGUCCUUGCUCACGUGACCAACCGGCUCUACACUCUAGUGUCCACGCUGACCGUUCAGAUUUUCAAGGAUGACUGGAUCAGGCCCGCCCUGGUGUCGGGGCCCAUCGCGGCCAACAUGCUGAACCUUUCCGAUCAUCACAUCAUCCCGAUGCCUCCUCUGAGGGUCGCCGACGAGCCGAACCCCGUCACGUCCACUCCGACGAAGCCUAGUAGCCCGCCUCCGGAAUUUUCUUUCGACACCCCGGGGAAGAACGUGAACCCCGUCGUCCUUCUCAACACCCAAACCAGACCGUUCGGUUUGGGCGUUAACCACGGAGCCACCCCUUACGGCGGCGCAUUCAGCCCAGGAUUUGGAAUGCCGGGAGUGGGAGCCACCCAAGGAUUCAGGACUGGCUUUACAAAUCUUCCCAACAGAUUCGGAACUAACGCCAGAGGCCAGCCCAGACCGUGAUACUCUCCCGUUGCGUUUUAUUUAUUGGCGUCAGAGUACCGACUCCUCAACUUGUUUAUUUUCCUAAACGACGUUUUUUUAAGAAAAAUAAUUACCAGAAGAUCAUUUGCUGUAAAUCGUACAGAUCGACGGUGUCGCGUCCCUCCGCCCCCGGGUUAAUCGAAUCGGUGAGAUUUACAUUUUCCCAGUCUCUCCCCAGACUUGGGAGGUCCGAAGAGGUUUUCCUCUAGAUAAUGUUUCUUCUCCUCUUUGAUUUUUGUUUUCGACUCUAAUGCGAUCGCUCGACUGUCCCGGGAGAGAAAUCCCUUGGGAUCCCUUUUGUUUCUUCCACAGCGGUUGAGUAUUCUGUCUUGCUGUCUUCUGAGUAAUGAGCAGCAUCUCAAGGGAGGAGAGAAAUCUCCCUAGACAAGAAAAAGGCUCUUCUGCCGCUCUUCUCCAGUGAAUGAUUUUAUUGGGUGGGGGCUGCCUUUGGGUUUGAAAGUUCAGGGUGCAUUUUUUUCUUAAAGAAGAAAAAGUGUUUUGUUUUAUUCCAAGAUGUUUCCAUAUUUUACUACCCAGCAAGACUUUAAAUUCUGAAAUUAAGAGACCAGAUUUUUUUUUUAAAUUCACAUAUCAUCUAGAGGUUUCGGUAACUUCAGUAUCUGUAGCUACUGUAUUACCUUCUCCUCGUUAUAUUUUUUGUUAGGUAAUUAUAAAAUUCUUAGUGCAAUAAAUACGAACUUUCUAUACUGUAGUUUUUUGGUGAAGGAAAAAGGGCAAAAAAAAUUGCCCAGUGGUAUCGGUCAUUUAAAGUCCUUCGAUUUGUCUUUUUUUUAUAUAUUUCAGAAUAGAUACUUAUGGAAAUUACCCUCCUCACAUGGAAUCUGUAAUAUUCUCCAAUUUAAAUAAAUAUUUUGAGAUCUGAGUGCAA
Molecule: messenger RNA, 2336 nt
Organism: Ornithorhynchus anatinus (platypus)
Lineage: Eukaryota; Metazoa; Chordata; Mammalia; Monotremata; Ornithorhynchidae
Gene: SLC30A6
Product: solute carrier family 30 member 6
Exons: 14
Coding region: 44-1426 (460 amino acids)
Biological process (GO): monoatomic cation transport; transmembrane transport
Cellular component (GO): membrane
Molecular function (GO): monoatomic cation transmembrane transporter activity
Source: RefSeq, a predicted model, not a curated record